This is a messenger RNA of Westerdykella ornata, 1277 nucleotides long. RefSeq names its product serine/threonine-protein phosphatase 4 catalytic subunit. Lineage: Eukaryota; Fungi; Ascomycota; Dothideomycetes; Pleosporales; Sporormiaceae. The coding region runs from base 185 to 1138 and encodes 317 amino acids. The transcript is spliced from 3 exons. Gene Ontology annotation, molecular function: protein serine/threonine phosphatase activity. Gene Ontology annotation, biological process: peptidyl-serine dephosphorylation. Gene Ontology annotation, cellular component: FAR/SIP/STRIPAK complex. The record is from RefSeq and is a predicted model, not a curated record.
GGAACGACCGCCACCCUUUCGCCGCGUAUGCUUUGAGCUGCCGCCGCCGCUAUACAGUACACUUCGUUCCCAUGCGCGACCGAGGAUGAUUGUGAGGUACCGACACCUGCUCGCGACCAGUACAGACUCCUCCCCCUGAGUUUGUCGCGAAUGUCGGGGUCCACCCGUACCGCCUCAUAUUACCAUGCCCGGUCUUCCGUCCACUGUCGAUCUUGAUGAAUGUAUAUCCCGACUUUACAAGAAGGAGCUCCUGGCCGAGUCCGUCAUCGAGGCAAUAUGUGCCAAAACGAAAGAGCUCCUUAUGAAGGAGAGCAACGUCGUACACAUUCGCGCGCCUGUAACUGUCGUCGGUGACAUACACGGACAGUUCUUUGACAUGAUUGAGAUAUUCAAGAUUGGCGGCUUCUGUCCAGACACAAAUUAUCUUUUCCUUGGAGACUACGUAGACCGCGGCCUCUUCUCCGUCGAGACCAUUUCCCUCCUCGUGUGCCUCAAACUCCGCUACCCCCACCGCGUGCACCUCAUCCGCGGCAACCACGAGUCCCGCGGCGUCACGCAAUCCUACGGCUUCUACACGGAAUGCAACCGCAAAUACGGCAACGCCAACGUGUGGCACUACUUCACCGACAUGUUCGACUACCUGACGCUCUCCGUCGUCAUCAACGACCAGAUCUUUUGCGUCCACGGCGGCCUCUCCCCCUCCAUACACUCAAUCGACCAAAUCAAGAUCAUCGACCGCUUCCGAGAAAUCCCCCACGAAGGCCCCAUGGCCGACCUCGUCUGGUCGGACCCCGACCCAGAUCGCGACGAGUUCUCCCUCUCCCCCCGCGGCGCAGGCUACACCUUCGGCGCCCAAGUCGUCCGCAAAUUCCUCGAGAUGAACAACAUGUCGCACAUCCUGCGGGCACACCAGCUUUGCAACGAAGGAUUCCAAGUGCUAUACGACGACAGGCUGAGUACGGUGUGGAGCGCGCCGAACUACUGCUAUCGCUGCGGAAAUUUGGCCAGCGUAUUGGAGGUUAGUGACGCAGGGGAGAGAUUCUUCAACGUGUUUGAUGCGAGUCCGGAUAACGAGGUGCAUAGGCAGGAACAGCAGCAGCAGCAGGGCAAGGAGGUCACGACGGAGUAUUUUUUGUAGUGCGGCUUCUGGAUGCUAGUGAUAUGAUGGCAUACAUGAACGUAUUCGGAAGGGUACCGAAGCGUUCGAGCUGGUUAAGCAGUAGCGCGUACAUAGCGGAGCUAUGGAUUUUAUCCACAAUGAAUACUGAAAUACCAUG